ACAAAACUUUGUAAUUCGAACGAAACUCACGGACAGUACGGAGCAUGUGUCGCGUCGUGCAAGUUUUUACUUUCCAUUCAUGUUUUUUAAUAAAAGUUUUUUAAGUGUGUUUUUCGUCUAAAUAAAAGAAAGUCUAAGGAAGUUUUUAAGAAAUUCAACGGUGUUGCCAGGUGUUACCAGGUGAAUGUGACCGUUUUGUGUUGCGUUACCUGGGACUUUCCUGAAGGGACAACCUUACGGAAGAAAGUAAUAAAACUGUUCAUUUUUUUUAUAUACAGUGCGUUUAUCCAAAAAUAAAUCAAUUUUACAUGAUAUAAAACCAAAUAUUCUGACAUUUUAAUUUUGAUAUUUCGAAAACGUACACGUGUUUACUUUUCUAAUAAUCAUCGUAUUGUGCAAGGUGUUCUAAGAAAGAUCCGUGACUCUUUAUCGCUAUAACGACAAUUUUCCUCUAAACUUGCUUGCUGACAUAAUAAUUUUACUCGACGACAAAUAUUGACAUUUGUUUAUAUCUUCACGAAUUCUUGUACAUUUAACACGUGCACGAAUAUAAUUUCAGAAAAAUGAAUAUUACAACGGUAUGCCGUAAGAAAGCGUCGAACGACACGUAACACGACGAAGUUGCAGACGCGAUGGAUUAAUUUUCGAUAGGAAAGAAGAAAUAAGAGCCGAAUGUUUGAAAACGUUACGGAUGCUUCAGGAUCGUCGGUUUUCCGAAAGGAGGAGGGACUAGGAAUGCAAGUAAAAGGAAUGUUGUCUCACAGGUGUACGUCGUAGUGCUCUUUCGUUGACCGUCCGUUGAAAGAAAACGUAAUCGAGGCUGAACUUAACAAAAAUGAGGAGAUCGUACAGGAAUUGUUGGUAUUCGUUCGCGUAACUCAACCGUGAGAUUGUAUGACGUUCUCGUAGUGAAGUGCGAAGGAAGUGCAAGUGGCAAGAGAGCGGUACAGCAAGAAUUUACCAGGUAAAACAUGGAGAUGCUGUGGAGAAAUGCAGUGGCGGACCUGUCGACCUUCCUCAGCACGAGGACGCGGAUUUUAUUUGCCGCUGUCUAUUUCAUCUGGAUCGCUGGAAGCGCCUGCGCCACAGAGACCCUCCAGGAACCGCGCUUCACCACUCAGCCUUCCAGUAGCGGCAAUAUUCUUAGCGAAAAUCGAACGAAAUUUCUGCAGUGUCAAGCGAGAGGUUAUCCUCAGCCAAAGUACAAGUGGUUCAAGGAUGGGGUACCACUCAGCAACGAGCUUACUUCGGAGCCUUAUUUCCGAAUACAGAGUACACGCAGAGAAGACGCAGGGGUUUAUCAUUGCGUAGCCACGAACGACGUAGGAUCUAUAUUUAGCGAAAGAAUUACGUUUGCAGUAGCCUAUAUGGGAGUGUUCGAGGACCUCACAGAAAGGAUAGUGAGCGUAAAAUCUGGUAGCGCGGCUGUUUUAACGCUCCCACCGAUAGAGAGUCAUCCUGCACCUGACGUUACAUGGUUCACCUCCGAUGGUUCCUUGUUAUACGGCAUAAAAUACGCCUCCGUUCAUCACACGUUGCUUAUCCUGAACGGAUCUGAGAGCGAUCAGGGCCUGUACAGAGCCAGAGCUAUCAACACGCAAUUAGGGAAGGAGGAGAACAGUCCGUUCUUCAAACUGCAAGUAACAGGGGAUGUGAAUGCUGAUGUGGCGCCUACCAUCAUAGUGAAACCUCAGGAUACUCAGAUCAUCAAGGAUCAGGAUGUUACUUAUAUACAUUGUAUAGCAAAUGCUAGGUCGCUUCACGAGUUACGAACUUUAUGGACGAAAGACGGGAUUCCCAUCGAGAAUUCCAGGAUAUCGUAUAGCUUUAACGACUCGUGGAACAGAACUUUAGCGUUGAUAUCGGCAAAUAUAACUUAUACCGGUGUAUAUUCUUGCCAUGUGGAUCUGAGAAGCGGUGGUUACCCUACGGUGAAUGCGAGCGCCAAAGUUGUCGUCUAUGAGAAACCAGCAUUUAUAACAGAAUUGAAAAGAGAGACCUUAAGUGAUUAUGGAUCAACUGUAACACUGCCAUGCGAUGCUGUUGGCGUUCCUCCUCCUAACAUUAGUUGGUUCCGUAAUGCUGAGCCUGUGGACCAUCUUCUUGGAUCUAGGUAUGCUAUGGAAGAAGAUGGUUCUCUAACAAUUAAAAAAUUAACUAUGGAUGAUUCAGGAAUGUUUCAAUGUCUUGCUGCCAAUGAAGCUGGCGAAGCAUCCAGUUACACUUGGUUAAAAGCUAAAAAAGGAUUAGAAAGCAGAAUGAAAAACAGAGUUGCCCGCUGGGCAGCUGGCUACAAUGUAGUCAGAGUUCGCCAAUCUGAUCGCCGUUUUAUGUUCUCUCAGUAUCCAGACACAUCUGGACCAAUUAUGGAAAAUGGUCCACAGAAUCUUACCAUAUUAGAUGGAAAAGAUGCGACUUUAACGUGCAAUGCUGUAGCUGCUCCAAUACCUAAUACGACGUGGAUUUAUAAUGAUACAAUUCCUGUGGAAAUCGCUGGAAGAGUACAGGUCUUGGAUAAUGGUGAUCUUUUGAUAGCUGCUGUUAAACCAAACGAUGCAGGAAAAUACACUUGUAUUCGAGCUAACGAAGCUGGCUCUGUAAACGGUUCAGCAUAUCUUACUGUUUUAGUUCGAACACAAAUUGUUCAACCACCUGUUGACACUUCUGUUCUUCUCGGCUAUACUGCUGAGUUACAGUGUAAAGUUUCCAACGAUCCAAGCGUUUUAUACGAUAUCGCUUGGUUUCACAAUUCACAAGUAAUAAAUACGCAAGCCAGUCAAAGAGUAAAAAUGCGUAGCGAUGGUACAUUGGAAAUAGUUGCUGUUCGAGCUUCUGAUGUAGGCGAAUAUAUGUGCUCUGUGGUUUCUCCGGGAGGGAACGAGACUCGAUCAGCCCGACUCAGCGUAAUUGAAUUACCAUUUGCACCCAUAAAUGUAAUGGCAGACAGAGUGGAGCGAAUUUCUCCUCGUACUAUAAACGUUAGUUGGGUGCCAGGUUUUGAUGGAAAUAGCCCAACGAAGAAAUUUAUAGUUCAGAGGCGAGAGGUCUCUGAUCUUGGACCAAUCCCUGAUUCUGCAUUAAAUUGGAUCACUGAAUGCGAUAAUGUAUCUGCACAAAGUCGAUGGGUGUUGUUGAACAAUUUAAAAGCAGCUGCUGCGUAUCAAUUUCGAGUGAGUGCAGAAAAUAGUGUUGGUGAAGGACCUCCUUCCGAUCCAAGCAAUGUAGUAGUUCUUCCUCAAGAACCCCCUAGUGGACCACCAGUAGGAUUCGUUGGUUCCGCUCGAUCAUCCUCUGAAAUAAUAACGCAAUGGCAACUACCAUUGGAGGAAUACCGAAAUGGCCAUAUUUUAGGAUACGUGUUGAGGUACAGAUUGUAUGGCUACAAUGACAGCCCUUGGACGAUACAGAAUAUAACCAACGAAGCGCAAAGAAAUUAUCUAAUCACCGAUUUAAUCACGUGGAAAGACUACAUUGUACAAAUAGCAGCGUACAACGAUAAAGGUGUAGGCGUGUUCACUGAAGGUUUGAAGAUUAAGACUAAAGAAGGAGUACCGGAAGCUCCGCCGACUAACGUAAAGGCGAAUGCCGUUAAUUCAACGGCGAUAAAUGUUUGGUGGAAACCUCCGAAUCCACAGAAAAUUAAUGGAAUAAAUCAAGGUUACAAGUUGCAAGCUUGGAUCGCCGAUAAUUUUACAGAAGCAAACGAAUACAAGUCUAUGAGCGUACCGCCUAGCCUGUUUGAUCCUCUUGCAGAACAAAGUGCCAUUAUGACUGGUUUAAAAAAAUAUACCUUGUACAAUAUAACCGUAUUAUGCUUCACCGAUCCGGGUGACGGUGAGAAAAGUUUACCCGUUCAAAUUCGUACACUGGAAGAUGUACCUGAACAAGUAGAAAAUUUACAAUUCGAGGAUAUAAGUGAUCGUGCGCUUACCGUUAAAUGGAGUCCUCCGCAAGAAAUCAACGGCAUUCUCACUCUUUAUCAAUUAAAAUACAUGAUCAAAGAUGUAGCAGAUUCUUUAAAAAUUGAAAACAUCACAGCAGACGUUUUAUCAGCAAAAAUUGAACACUUACAAGCAAUGACACAUUACAAGUUUGAAGUUAUUGCUUGGACUUCGGUUGGUCCUGGGAAACCAAGAGUAGCCGUCAUUCAAUCCGGUGUCGAGCCUGUUCUUCCUGAACCACCGACUAAAUUAGCGCUGUCCAAUAUAGAUGCAUUCUCUGUCGUUCUUCAAUUCACGCCUGGUUUCGAUGGUAAUUCGUCUAUAACGAAAUGGACGGUGCAAGCACAAACUACUCGGAAUACCACUUGGUAUAACAUAUACGAGGUCUCGGAUCCUGAUGCUAGUACAAUCACUGUGGGUGGCCUAAUUCCUUUUAUGCAAUAUAAACUACGGUUAAUAGCUAAUAACGUUGUCGGUGCUUCUCAACCUUCUGAACCAACGAAAGAGUUUCAAACGAUUCAAGCACCGCCGUCACAUCCUCCUAGAAAUGUUACCGUUCGUGCAAUGAGUGCUACGGAAUUACGUGUCAGAUGGAUUCCUUUACAACAGGUUGAAUGGUAUGGUAAUCCAAGAGGAUACAAUGUUACUUACACCGAAGUUCGAACAAAUAAGUCUAAAAGUAUAACCAUAGAGGACCAUACAGCGAAUUCCUAUAUUUUAGAAAAUAUGGAAGAGUAUGCUCUUUAUGAAAUUGUAAUGCAAGCGUUUAACGAUGUCGGAACGUCUACGCUAAGUCCUAAAGCUAUUGAAAGAACUCGUGAAUCAGUUCCCUCAAUGGGACCAGUUAAUGUUGAAGCCAACGCGACUUCUUCUACGACGAUAUUAGUGAGAUGGGGUGACGUUCCAAUAGAACAUCAGAAUGGUCAGAUAGAAGGAUUUAAGGUUUACUAUGGCGCAAACGCUAGAUCUGCAUUCCAAUACAAAAACAUUCCUAGCAAUACUACUUUUACAACCACUUUAACAGAGCUUCGAAAAUUUGUUCAGUAUCAUGUACAAGUUCUAGCUUAUACAAGACUCGGUGAUGGAACUUUAAGUACACCGCCAGUUAGAGUACAAACAUUCGAAGAUGCUCCAGGACCUCCGUCAAAUGUAUCGUUUCCUGAUGUAAGCUUCACUACUGCUCGCAUUAUUUGGGACACUCCAGAAGAUCCCAAUGGAGAGAUUCUUGCUUACAAAGUUUUGUUUCAUUUAAAUAGCAGUCAGGAUCAUCAAUUUUCUAAGGAAUUUCCUGCAUCAGAUAGAACUUUUAGAGCGACUGGAUUAGAGCAAGAAAAGUAUUACAUGUUUUCAGUAACUGCACAAACGAGAUUAGGUUGGGGUAAAACGGCAUACGCUCUCGUUUUUACUACGAAUAACAGGGAACGUCCUCAAGCACCAUCGAUGCCACAAGUAAGCAGAUCCCAAGUACAAAGUAGACAAAUAACAUUUAGUUGGACACCUGGUCGUGAUGGAUUUGCCCCACUACGUUAUUAUACGGUACAACAGUCAGAAAAUUCAGGACCGUUUCAAACUGUUCCUGAAAGAGUAGAACCAACCUUAACAUCUUACACGGCAAAUAACUUGAAACCUUUUACGUUAUAUCAAUUUCGAAUACAAGCAACUAACGACAUUGGUCCUUCAUCUUGGAGCACAGAAUCUGUUCAAGUUCAAACUUUACCAGCAGCGCCUUCUAAGGGUGUUACUGGAUUAAAAGUUGUUCCAAUAACAACCUCAAGUAUAGAGGUUCAUUGGAAUUCAAUAGAUGAAGUAUAUUGGAGUGGAGAUCAUGAAACGGGUGGUUAUCGGGUCAUUUACCAACCAGUUUCUGAUUUUCCAACAGCUCUUCAAGAUACACCGAAAGAAGAAAUAUUAGGAAUAAAAGCUACAAAAAUCGUUUUAAGUGAUUUAACAGAGGAUAGAUACUACGAGAUAGUAGUAUUACCUUUCAAUUCCGAAGGAGAAGGUCCGUCAAGUCCUCCAGUAACUGUAUAUGUGGGAGAAGCGGUUCCCACGGGAGAACCGCAACAUUUAAAAGCAGAACCAAUUUCUUCUACAGAAGUUCAGUUACGAUGGAAACCACCUCAAGCUAAUAUGCAGAAUGGAGAUUUAUUAGGAUAUAAAAUUUUCUAUUUAGUUACUGAUUCUCCUCAAGACUUAGAAAACAAACAAGAAGAAGAAAUAGAGGUUGUUCCAGCAUCUUACUUAACGCAUAGUUUAGUAUUUUUGGAUAAAUAUACAGAAUAUCGGAUUCAAGUAUUAGCAUUUAAUCCGGCUGGUGACGGCCCACGAACUCCACCAAUUACCGUUCGAACUAAAGAAGAUAUACCUGGACCUCCAUAUAAUUUACAGUUCACUGAAAUUACAAUGACUAGCCUUAGAGUUUCUUGGGAAGCACCAAAAUUACGAAACGGACAAAUAGUUGGUUAUAUUGUUACAUAUGAAACAGCAGAACAGAACGAUCGUUUUAGUAAGCAAGUAAAGCAGAAAGUAACGGAAACAAGCUUGUUAAUUCAACCUUUAGAAGAAGAAGAAACUUAUACCUUUAUGGUUCGAGCACAAACCAUUGAUUUUGGUCCACCUAUAUCUGGAAACGUCACAACAGGUCCUCAAGAAGGCUCACCUAUGGCACCUAGCAAUCUUGCUGUUACUAAAACAGUAUCUAGUGUUGAAUUACAAUGGACUAAUGGAGCUUCUGGGAAAGGACCUAUUCUUGGAUACUAUAUUGAAACACGCCGGAAAGAUGACAGUCGUUGGCAGACAAUAGUACGCAGUAGUAAUGGGCCAUUGACAGAGUAUUCUGUAUCUUAUCAAAAUUUACUUCCAUCCACAUCAUACUUAUUUAGAGUGAUAUCAUAUAAUCGUUAUGGAAUCAGUUAUCCGGCUUAUUCCACUGAAACGAUAUUAACUCCGUCGAAACUGUAUCUGGAAUAUGCGUAUUUGCAACACAAACCAUUUUACAGACAAACUUGGUUCAUGGUUACUUUAGCUGCUACUUCAAUUAUAAUCAUUAUAAUGGUCAUAGCUGUGCUAUGUGUAAAAAGUAAAAGUUAUAAGUAUAAACAAGAAGCACAAAAGACACUUGAAGAGUCGAUGGCAAUGGAUACAGAUGAUAGACAAGAAUCAGAUUUAGAACUUUAUAGAUCAAGACAAGGAGGAGGUGGUGCUAUCAACAUGGCAAGUGCUUGUGGUACUUUAGGUAAAAGGAACACUUUAGCAAGAAAAUCCAUGCAUCCUCCUCCUCCUACAAUGUUAGGUAAAUCGCCUCCUAGACCCUCACCAGCCUCGGUUGCAUAUCAUAGCGAUGAAGAGAGUCUUAAAGGGUAUGAUGAAAAUCCCGAUGAUAGUAGUGUUACAGAAAAACCUUCAGAAAUUAGUUCAACAGAUUCACAGGGAUCUGAAAGUGAAAAUGAAAGUGUACAGUCAGAUCCACAUUCCUUUGUAAAUCAUUAUGCUAACGUUAAUGAUUCCUUAAGACAGUCGUGGAAACGUCAAAAACCAGUUAGAAAUUAUUCUUCAUACACUGAUUCUGAACCUGAAGGUAGUGCGGUUGUUAGUUUAAACGGAGGUCAAAUUAUUAUGAACAAUAUGGCAAGGUCGAGGGCGCCUUUACCCGGCUUCUCGUCGUUCGUAUAAGCUGUUCAUAAUACGAUGACAAGGGUUUGUUCAGUAAGUAAGGUGCCGAUUUAAUAUAGUAACAUUCAUAAUCGUUAUUGGUUUUGAAAAUUUAGGAAAGAAUAUUUUAAACUACUAAACAUAUACACGAAGAGACUGGUUGUUAAAAUUUUGAUCAAUUUCAUAGAGUAGUUAGGAUUUUAAUAGUUCGGCAUUAAAAGUACACCGAGAUGUACCAGAGUUAAAGACUUACGUUGAAACACGUGUUUACAAGUGUUUCACGCACGCAGAUACUUCGUAUAGUAAUUUUAAUAUGCUUCUGGCACCGUCAUAUUGUGAUAUAUUGAGAUACAUAUUAUUUAUAAUUUUAGAUAAGGUGUAUAAUGAAUAUUUUUUACUUUUAUUAAGUAAAGCUGAAACAAAAUAUUGCAUGGAUCUCUAAAAAUGCAAUGCUUAUGCAUUUUUUUUUUUAAUUGUAAGAACGAUAUACUAUUCAAAGUAAUCUGUUAAUGUAACAGAUUAAAAAUUCAGUAGCAUAAUAUUGUUGAUAACAAACAAUAAUACAAUAACGAAAACUGCCAGAAAAAAACUACAUAAUUAUUAACAUUAGAAACAAAAUAAUAUUUUAAUACAAUACUAAUAUGAUAAAACCAAUGAAAUCAUAUUCUCUACUUAGAACUUAUGAAUACAUAUUCCAUGAACUGAACUCAUUGUAAUGUCAUUACAACUUGAACAAAAAAUGUUUUUGAUUCAUUCUUGAAUAUACAUACUUCGAAAUAGAAGUAUAAAGUGUAAAAUGUCAACUUAGAUUUGUAAGCACUUUACAAUCAGGCCUAUCAUAUCAAUUUUUGAUAAGUUUCAUAAACUGAAGAUGCCUAAGUUUGGUAAUAUUAGAAUGGUAAAUAAAUAGCAAACGUAAUAAUUGUUUACCUAUAAUGCAACUGCGUGCAUUUCUAUCUAUAAGUAAUUUGUUUUUAAUAUUAUACUGUAUGAUGUACAUAAAACUUCUAUAAAUUACGAGAUAGUAGUAACAUAUUCUAGUAUGACACUUGUACAUUUAGUGCACAGCUUAGGCAACGUUAGGUAAAAAUUUAAACUGAAUAAUCUAUAAUAAAUAGCGACAUGUAUUUAUCUUCUUUAACUAUAGUUACUUAUCAUUUAAAUAGAUGCUGGUCUAGAAUCAUGAGACAAACAAUUUGACUUUAAUACAUUGACAUUUGCAUAUAAGGAAUUUAUGAAACUUGUUUAAUUUUUAAUAUCAUUACUUCAUCUGUAGUAUAUGUUAUAUUCACAGUAUUGCAAACUACUAUCAUAUAAAGGUUUAUUCAAUUUAGGAAAGUAAUCUUUUUUACCGUAAAACAUUUAUUUAAUGCAAUUAUUCUUUCAUACAAAAAGCGUUUUAAUGUGAAAAACAUUUUUAACUAAUAUUGAUACAUACUACUUGAAAUGUUUUUCAGUUUUUAGCAUUACUUUUAUAACAAAGAAAUCAAAUGGAAAAAUUUUGACGAAUGUAAAAGUAAUUCCUAAAAAUAUUCUUUGACAAUAUAUGCUGAAAUUUAUAAAUUUAUUAUUAAAAAUGUGAAAGAAAAUAAAAUGAAAUGAAAGCAACUGAAGUUUCAAAGUAAUGGCAGCUAUACUUCUCUAUCAUAUUUGAUAGAACAAUUACUUAUUGUAAUUUGUUGGUGAAAUAAGAUUGAAAAGUCCCGAUUACGUAUUAUCAUCAUCAUGAACUAGAUAGCAAGUUAUUUGAUACAUAUUCGCUUCGAAAAACUUUUGCUAACUUUUUUUCGUCUUAUCAAAUAACUUGCUUUCUAAUUAGUAUUAAUUUCAUCAUUCGUUAAUAUCAGUCAUCAAUCAUUACCAUGUGUCAUAAAUGUUUCUUUAUCUCCUCAAACUUGUAGAAUUGAUUCAUUUUUGCAACACUGCCAAUAAAUAUUUUAGUUCAAGAUUAAACUUAAAUUACUUCUGUCUAGGAUCUAAUGUAAUAAUGACGCAUUUAAUCAAAGUACAUUUUAAACUAAACCAUAUUUAUAUAAGUACUUUAAGUAAAAAUCUUAAAUUUAGGCAAUUUUAUUGGCAAUAUUUUAUGAUUUUAAUGAAUUAUGUUUACUAGGGUUUAAAGUACUUUUGAAAAAAUUGAAACUGUGUUCAUACAGAUAAUAAAUGCAUUUUAAUAUGAAA
This is a messenger RNA of Osmia bicornis bicornis, 9773 nucleotides long. It is a transcript of the gene sdk, whose product is annotated as protein sidekick. Bases 972 to 7613 code for a protein of 2213 amino acids. Gene Ontology annotation, cellular component: axon; plasma membrane. The record is from RefSeq and is a predicted model, not a curated record. The transcript has 29 exons. Gene Ontology annotation, molecular function: protein binding. NCBI's taxonomy places the organism in Eukaryota, Metazoa, Arthropoda, Insecta, Hymenoptera, Megachilidae. Gene Ontology annotation, biological process: cell-cell adhesion; axon guidance.